AGUGCGCAUCUCGCAGAGCUGAACAGGUUCACCUUCUGCUGCGAAUCUUAUUAUUACUGCUAUUAACAGGCCAGACGAAGCAUAGCUCGCAGCUCCUGUCGUGGACAACCGUGUGAACGAUUUCCCCAAUGCGAUAGGUAUUUUAGCCAUUCCACCAGCGUUUUCAGGGUGAAAAAGCGAGACAAAAUGGCCGAGCUGCCGAUGGGGAAGGGGGUUUCUGCGGGGAAGAUAGCGAGCAAUGUGCAGAAAAAAUUAACCAGGGCUCAGGAGAAGGUUCUGCAGAAACUUGGCAAGGCAGAUGAAACGAAAGAUGUUGCAUUUGAAGAAGGAGUCAUUAACUUCAACAAACAGCUGGCCGAGGGAACCAAACUUCAGAAAGAUCUACGGGCCUAUUUGGCUGCUGUAAAAGCAAUGCAUGAGUCCUCCAAGCGUGUCCAAAAGUGCCUGGCUGACAUGUAUGAGCCGGAGUGGUACGGCAAAGACGAAAUGGAUUCUAUUGUAGAGGACUCUGACCUCCUGUGGACAGACUUUCACCAGAAACUAGUGGAUCAUGCCUUGAUCUCCAUGGACACUUAUUUGGGCCAGUUUCCAGAUAUUAAGGCCCGUAUUGCAAAGCGAGACAGGAAACUGGUGGACUACGACAGUGCCCGCCACACUUAUGCUGCUGUAAACAAGAGCAAGAAGAAGGUGGGUGGGAUUUCCAAGCCAACAUCUUUGUUGGAGAGGGCCACUCCAGGAUGGGCACAGGGGAUUCUUUCUGCUCAUAAUGUUGCUCAGACCAGCCUGUCCAGGAGUCAGGCAGAGGAAGAGUUAGAGAGGGCACAGAAGGUGUUUGAGGAUAUCAAUGUAGAUCUUCAGGAGGAGCUGCCAUCACUCUGGAACAGUCGUGUUGGCUUCUAUGUAAACACUUUCCAGAGUGUGUCUGGUCUGGAGGAGAAGUUUCACAGAGAAAUAGGAAAGCUGAGCCAAAACAUGUAUGAUACUUUGGAGAAACUGGAGAACGAAGACAUGUCCAGAAAAGCAGGUAACGGAGAGCGGACGACAUCAACAGCUCAAAGGAGUGAUAGAACACAAGAUGCCAAUCACACUCUGAGCCCAGGAGGACCACCAGCCAUUCCAAAAUCUCCAUCUAAGCUAAAACCUGCUGUUCCUCCACCUCCCAAAGUCACUCCAUCAAAGGAUCUGAAGCCGGAGAACAUUAUUAACCUAUUUGAUGAGGCUUCUACGCCAGGCAUCAGUGUUACGUCUCCAACACAAUACGAUGCCCCAGGCGCUAGUAAUCUUCUGGACAUGGACCUGGAUGCACUGCAGGCUGCUACUACACCAGUCUCCACCAACCCACAGACCUGGGAUUCAUGGGAGCAAGGAGAGAGCCACGCUGAGGCACCCCAGACAUGGGAUGAUGAUGAUAGCCAGCCUGUGCGCACUGGCUGGGGGGAUGGCGCUACCCAGCCUACCUGGGAUGAUGAUGGUAGUCAACCUAUGAGUGCUGAGCCUGUAUAUCCUACCUGGGAUGACGAUGGCAGCCAACCAGUGCGCGCUCCAGCUGCAGAACCGACUUGGGACGAUGAUGGGUCCCAGCCAGUGCGUGCUCAGGGUUUGGACAGUGAAGGGGCUCAGGCAGCAGAAGGUGCACCUGCCACAGAAGAGACAGCAGCAGCAGUAACAGCAGAAGAGGCUAAUGGAACCACAGAAGUAGAGAUGCCACCAAAUUUCCUAUAUAAAGUUCAAGCAAUGCAUGACUAUGUUGCCAACGACACAGAUGAGUUAGAGAUGAAAGCGGGAGACGUUGUGCUUGUGAUGACCUACGAUAAUCCUGAGGAGCAGGAUGAUGGCUGGUUGAUGGGGGUGAGAGAGGCUGACUGGCUCCAGAAGAAAGAUCCCAACAAAAAAGGAGUGUUUCCUGAAAACUUCACACAGAAGAUGUGAAAGCCAUGAUGUGACCUUGACCAUCGUUCGAUGUUCACUCUUUAUCCUUCUUCCAUGAUACCUUGCUUCACCUUCAAAUUUAUGGAUGUUCAGUGAGAGGAGAGGUAUGUGAAACAAAACAGGCAGCCUCUGCAGAUCUAACCCAACAUGCUCCUGGUACCUGACUCUGUUGAGGACACUUUACGGUGGAGGAAAGUUGUAUUGUCAAUUGAUUCAUGUUUACAGUGUUUCGGUUGUUCUGAUGUUCUGAGAGUGGCUGUGAGACUUUGUCAAUGUAUGAAUUUUAUUUUGCCUGUUCUUUGAGGAAGUGAAGUCUAUUUCAAAUGCUUUGUGAUAUUGUACUCAUAUGGGAGGCAUAAUAUUUAUAUACAUGUGCCAGCCUGUUAAAUAGUCGGACUAUAAAUAUAUUCCUCUGUGACUAAACAGGUGAUCCUUUCUAGCCCUCAGGCCUUUUUAUUUAUCUGAUUCUUUUGAUGUGUUAGGUUUUAAACAAUCAAAAAGCAUAAGAUAGCUAGGUGAAUAUAGAACACCAGUAACUUUCUAAAGAGAACUCCCUGUAGUAUAGUUUAAUGAAACAGGCUGCAUGAAACUCCCUGUAUAAUUGUGAUCAACUCACAGCUAAGAAUGAGGAGCAUAUAGAAUACUUCCACAAAUUAGAUUAUUCCCCACAGCCUCCUCAUCUUACUAUGUGUUGUAUAAAAGGAGUGUAAUAAACCCAGACUCAUUGGUGAGAGUAGAAGGCAUCUUCACCUAAACACUAUAUCAUCUCAGUCUUAAACACAGUAGAUACACUAAUCGUUAACAAUAUACCAUAAUACAUGAAUAACCAAUCCUUCUAACUUAAUAUUGCACAGUAACCAAGAAAACAAAACCACACAAACAGAAUCUUAUAUGCAGAUAACCACUGACAUAUGCAGCUAGUGUAGACACUAAAGAACAGAUAUUUUUCUCAGGAUAAAAGGUAGAAAAUUAAGCAUAAACACUGUGCCCUGCUUGGCCCUCAACUUUAUUGUAUAGACAAUGUAAAUGUGUUCAGAGCUUCAGACUAUAUCUUUACCUUUUUCAAUUCCCUUCUCACAUCAUUGUGCUGGAUAGUGCUUAUUGAAAAAAAUGUUCUGUAUUUGUUCUGUAUGGUCAUUAUUUCAUUCUUCAUUCUUCAUUUUUUUCAGUACACUAGAUAUCUGUGACAUGUUCCCUCCAGAUAUGCAAUAAUGUUCUAACAAAUUUUUCUGCCACCACAUUCUUGGACAUACAGUGAGGUUCAAAAAGAAUUUGGACACUUAAACAUUUAACCAUUCUUUAAGUUGUUAAUCAUUGCUGAACAUUCUUUAGAUUAUGUCAUAACUUACAUAUUUAACAAAAAGUUUUGUUUCUGAGCACCUAAAAAGCCCAGAUAACAAUUCCAACCAGACUGCACUAAGACUACUAUAAAGCACAGAGAUGGAAACAUCAAAGUUUGGGGCUGUUUUUCUUACAGUAGUGUUGGUCAGCUUGUGUUCAUUGAUGGGAUCAUGAAAUCAAGUGCGCAAAGGCAUUUUGGAUGAAAAUCUGCAGAAAUCUGCAAGAAAUUUCUUGAAAGCCCUAUUCAAAGUCAAUCAGAAAAGCAAGAUCCGCAGGCUGAUUUAAGUGGAGACAGAGUGGCAGCUAGAGGAAAAAAAAACUACACAUUAUAUUUACAAUAUAUUUUAGUUUUCUGUGAUCAUAUGACCGUGCAAACAUUUUGGUUAGUAGAAACACACUCGAUUUGUGGUAGUUUUGUUUUGGAUGCAGAAACACACCAGCCUUGGAAUGGUCUGUU
This is a messenger RNA of Colossoma macropomum (tambaqui), 3727 nucleotides long. RefSeq names its product myc box-dependent-interacting protein 1 (gene bin1a). The record is from RefSeq and is a predicted model, not a curated record. Gene Ontology annotation, cellular component: cytoplasm; synaptic vesicle; plasma membrane. The transcript is spliced from 20 exons. Bases 187 to 1929 code for a protein of 580 amino acids. Gene Ontology annotation, molecular function: phospholipid binding; tau protein binding. NCBI's taxonomy places the organism in Eukaryota, Metazoa, Chordata, Actinopteri, Characiformes, Serrasalmidae.